Messenger RNA from Raphanus sativus (radish), 527 nucleotides. Its product is annotated as auxin-responsive protein SAUR50-like. The coding region runs from base 43 to 378 and encodes 111 amino acids. NCBI's taxonomy places the organism in Eukaryota, Viridiplantae, Streptophyta, Magnoliopsida, Brassicales, Brassicaceae. Gene Ontology annotation, biological process: response to auxin. The transcript has a single exon. The record is from RefSeq and is a predicted model, not a curated record.
AAAACGGCUCUCUCUCUCAUCUCUCAUCUCUCUCCCACAAACAUGAUGAAGAAGAGCAAGCUGAUCACAAAGGCAUGGAAGCAAAUGUCUAGCAGAGCAGCCAAGCAUAAGGCCGCUGCGGAGGAACCUCACAUACCACACGACGUACCAAAGGGACACCUAGUGGUGUACGUAGGUAAAGAAGAGGAGAGUUACAAGAGGUUCGUGAUCAAAAUCACGCUGCUUCACGAUCCUAUCAUCAGGGCUUUGCUUGAUCAAUCAAAAGACGAUGUUUACGAUGAUUUCACUUCGGGAGAUUCCAAGCUUUGUAUCGCUUGCGACGAAACUAUCUUCCUUGAGGUCCUCCAAAACGCUUCUCCCCGUAAUUCAUGGUCUUGAUGAUGAGUCUUUGAUUCAAGUUUUUUUCUUCUUUUUUUUUGCUGAUGUAAGACGGUCCUUUUGAAAUACAUGUAGAAUUAAUGAAGACUCUUGUAAUAUGAGCUAUUUUUUUGUUAGCAGCUGAUAUAUGGAUAUGGUUUUUCUUCAUA